UACUUGCUUGCUCCACUCACCGUAGGGUUCCUCCCUUCCCAUAUAAAGCUGCCCUUCCGCGCCGCAACCCCGUUCUCUUCGCCACUCCUCGCCUCCGUAGCCGCCGCUUCCUCCUCGAGUUCGCUCGCCAGCUGCAGCCAUGGUGAAGUACUCGAGGGACCCAUCCAAUCCCACCAAGUCGGCUAAGGCCAUGGGUCGGGACUUGCGCGUGCAUUUUAAGAACACACGCGAGACAGCUUUUGCUCUCAGGAAGCUGCCGCUGACCAAGGCUAAAAGGUAUCUUGAGGAUGUGAUUGCCCACAAGCAAGCCAUUCCCUUCCGUAGGUACUGUGGUGGUGUUGGACGUACAGCACAAGCUAAGAAUCGCCACUCGAAUGGUCAGGGGCGUUGGCCUGUCAAGUCUGCUAGAUUCAUAUUGGAUCUUCUCAAGAAUGCGGAGAGUAAUGCUGAAGUUAAAGGUUUGGAUGUUGAUACACUCUAUGUAUCGCAUAUUCAGGUGAACCAAGCUCAGAAGCAGCGGCGCCGGACUUACCGUGCUCAUGGGCGCAUUAACCCUUACAUGUCCUCCCCGUGCCACAUCGAGCUGAUCCUGUCAGAGAAGGAAGAGCCAGUCAAGAAAGAGGCUGAGACACAAAUUGCACCCAGGAAGGCUUAGAGGACAGGAAGCUUUGCAUGGUUUCGCUAGUGUCAGUUAGAAAGUGAGCUGAUCGCUUGUAUCUCCUUUUUCUUGUGAUGUUGGAUCAUACUUCAUCAGACCCAUUUUGAAGUUCAUUGUCUCAAGUGGAUCGUACUGAGCAAAACUAUCUCCAAAUGUUUUUGCUUGUCCUGGUCGCAUGCCAGAUUUUCACCUGGAGAUUGUUUUUACUGUUAA
Molecule: messenger RNA, 871 nt
Organism: Phragmites australis (common reed)
Lineage: Eukaryota; Viridiplantae; Streptophyta; Magnoliopsida; Poales; Poaceae
Product: large ribosomal subunit protein uL22-like
Exons: 7
Coding region: 140-655 (171 amino acids)
Biological process (GO): cytoplasmic translation
Cellular component (GO): cytosolic large ribosomal subunit; ribosome
Molecular function (GO): structural constituent of ribosome
Source: RefSeq, a predicted model, not a curated record